GGCUGUCCCCGCCGCCCGCUGCGUGCGCGGAGCCGCCGGACCCCGGACCGAGCGGCCAGAGCGGCGGAGCGCAGCCGAGCGGAGCCGCGGCCGCCCCGGGAGCAGAGAUUCUUUAUCUUUGUUCAGGAGCCUAAGGUUGUUUGCUGAUCAUAAGAAGAUGAUUCUGUGGCUCUUUCUGGUUCUGUCAUCCCCAGUUUCUUCUACAACUGCAGAUGCUGAUAUAUCUGUGGAAAUUUGCAAUGUUUGUUCCUGUGUGUCAGUUGAGAAUGUACUCUAUGUCAACUGUGAGAAGGUUGCAGUCUACAGACCAAAUCAGCUUAAACCACCGUGGUCUAAUUUUUAUCACCUCAACUUUCAAAACAACCUGCUAAUUAUUCUAUAUCCAAAUUCCUUUCUUAAUUUUACACAUGCAGUGUCCUUGCAACUGGGUAAUAAUAAGUUACAGAACAUUGAGGGAGGGGCCUUUAUGGGUCUUAGUGCAUUAAAACAGUUGCACUUGAACAACAACGAAUUAAAAAUUCUCCGGGCUGACACUUUCCUUGGCAUAGAGAACUUGGAGUAUCUCCAAGCUGACUACAAUUUAAUCAAGUUUAUUGAACGGGGAGCCUUCAAUAAGCUUCACAAGCUGAAAGUCCUGAUACUUAAUGACAAUCUGAUUUCAUUCCUUCCCGAUAAUAUUUUUCGAUUUGCUUCUCUAACCCAUCUGGAUAUACGGGGGAAUCGAAUACAGAAGCUUCCGUACAUUGGAGUUCUGGAACACAUCGGGCGAAUUGUUGAGUUGCAGCUGGAAGACAACCCCUGGAAUUGUACUUGUGAUUUGUUGCCUUUGAAAGCGUGGCUGGAGAACAUGCCCUAUAACAUCUACAUUGGAGAGGCUAUCUGUGAAACACCUAGUGACUUGUAUGGAAGGCUGCUGAAAGAAACCAAUAAGCAGGAGCUGUGCUCCAUGGGGACAGGGAGUGAUUUUGACGUGCGCAUCCUGCCUCCCUCGCAGCUGGAGCCCGGUUACAGCACACCCAAUGGCCACACCACUCAAACUUCAGUGCACAGAUUAGUCACAAAGCCGCCAAAGACUACAAAUCCUUCAAAGAUCUCGGGGAUAGUAGCAGGCAAAGCACUGUCCAAUCGCAAUCUCAGUCAGAUCGUAUCUUACCAGACCAGGGUGCCUCCUUUAACUCCUUGUCCAGUCCCCUGUGUUUGCAAAACUCAUCCUUCAGACUUGGGAUUAAGUGUAAAUUGUCAAGAAAGAAAUAUAGAAUCAAUGGCUGAACUUGUACCAAAACCUUUAAAUGCCAAGAAACUGCAUAUAAAUGGCAAUUAUAUUAAGGAUGUGGAUACUACAGAUUUCGCUGAGUUUGAGGGGCUGGAUUUGCUACAUUUAGGCAGCAAUCGGAUUUCAGUGAUCAAAGGAGAUGUUUUCCGCAACCUUACAAAUUUACGGAGAUUGUAUCUCAAUGGCAAUCAGAUAGAGCGUCUGAGCCCAGAAAUGUUUGCUGGCCUCCACAAUUUGCAAUAUCUGUAUUUGGAAUACAAUGUUAUCAAAGAAAUCCUAGCAGGCACCUUUGACUUAAUGCCAAAUUUGCAGUUGCUCUACCUAAACAACAAUCUUCUGCGGAGCCUGCCAGCGUACAUUUUUGCUGGUGCACCACUUGCUAGACUGAAUCUGAGGAACAAUCACUUCAUGUAUUUACCUGUAAGUGGUGUUCUUGAUCAGCUAAAAUCUCUUACACAAAUAGAUUUGGAAGGUAAUCCAUGGGACUGCACUUGCGAUUUAGUCGCUUUAAAACUGUGGCUCGAAAAGCUAAAUGACGGUAUUGUGGUGAAGGAAUUGAAAUGUGAAACACCUGUGCAGUUUGCUAACAUAGAACUUAAGUCUCUGAAAAAUGAGAUUCUCUGUCCUAAACUUUUAAACAAGCCAUCUGCUCUAUUCACUAGUCCCAUGCCUGCUGUUAUUUUUACAACACCACCGGGACCAGUCCGAAGUCCUCCUGGUGGCCCAGUUCCAUUGUCCAUCCUAAUCCUAAGCAUAUUGGUUGUGCUGAUUUUAACAGUGUUUGUUGCUUUUUGUCUUCUUGUUUUUGUGCUUCGGCGCAACAAAAAACCAACCAUAAAGCAUGAAGGGAUUGGAAAUCAAGAGUGCAGUUCUAUGCAACUGCAGCUAAGAAAGCAUGAUCACAAGUCAAACAAAAAAGAUGGACUGGGUGCAGAGGCCUUCAUUCCUCAAACCAUUGAGCAGAUGAGCAAAAGUCAUACCUGUGGCUUGAAAGAGUCUGAAACAGGCUUCACAUUUGCUGAUCCACCAGGGCAAAAAGUCAUUCUGAGAAAUAUGAAUGACAAGGAGAAAGAUUUAUUGCAUGUGGAUACCAGAAAAAGACUUAGCACAAUCGAUGAACUGGAUGAGUUAUUCCCUGGAAGGGAUUCCAAUGUAUUUAUUCAAAAUUUUCUAGAAAGUAAAAAAGAAUACAACAGCAUAGGGGUCAGUGGCUUUGAAAUACGUUACCCAGAGAAACUGCAAGACAAAAAAAACAAGAAAUCUCUAAUAGGUGGUAAUCAUAGUAAAAUUGUAGUGGAACAAAGAAAAAGUGAAUAUUUUGAACUAAAAGCUAAACUUCAAGGUUCACCUGACUACCUACAAGUCCUUGAAGAACAAACAGCUUUGAAUAAAAUAUAG
Molecule: messenger RNA, 2671 nt
Organism: Cinclus cinclus
Lineage: Eukaryota; Metazoa; Chordata; Aves; Passeriformes; Cinclidae
Gene: SLITRK4
Product: SLIT and NTRK like family member 4
Exons: 2
Coding region: 158-2671 (837 amino acids)
Biological process (GO): positive regulation of synapse assembly; regulation of presynapse assembly; axonogenesis
Cellular component (GO): glutamatergic synapse; membrane
Molecular function (GO): protein binding
Source: RefSeq, a predicted model, not a curated record